Messenger RNA from Tigriopus californicus, 1914 nucleotides. RefSeq lists its product as uncharacterized. The record is from RefSeq and is a predicted model, not a curated record. Lineage: Eukaryota; Metazoa; Arthropoda; Copepoda; Harpacticoida; Harpacticidae.
GAAGGUCUCGUUGGAUGAAUACGUUGACGGAGAAGGCCCCUCUCUCUUGGAAAACUUGCUUCGUCAUUGGGACGAUCGUCUCCAAAAGUUCCUCGCUGCUGAUGAUCAGGUGAUGUGUGGUCUGGCGUCCGAUAUCAAGGAUGCAGAUCCGGCUGUUGACGAUCACGUUCAGGCUUUUUUUAAAGCCAAAGUCCUUAUUACUGGGUAUCGACGAGAGGUUGAAGCCAUUAAUCGGCAGACCAUGGUUAAUCCGAAUGUUGCAGCUCCCCUCCCGGAUGGUAGACACCCCGUUCUUCCCCGGUUGGAUGCUAAGAAACCUCCACUGUUGGAAGAGGAUAUCACUCAUAAGACAUUUGUCAGGUGGCGACCGUUACGGAAUAAUUAUUCCCAAUUAACUUACCUUGAGCAUUGGGAGCAAGCCAUUCAGGUUGGAUUUUUAUGGGAAUGUUGUAGCCCAGGAUUCCUUCGCAUCAUUCAGCAUUCCCUUGGGAUUCGUGCGGACACGGGACGAAGUGUGUUGGAGAUACUGGAUAUCAUUGAAGAUCAUCUCCGUAGUCUUCGCAAUGUUCACCUGGAUAUCAGGGAUCUUUUGAGCGUAACACAAAGAGAAGGUCAAGAUUACACUUCGUUUUGUAACACAAUUAGGGAAUUGGCUGAUUACGCUAAUACCUCCAAGAUAAGUGAAGAUCGCCUUUUUAUUGCCCUCUUAUUCCAGGGAAUGCGCCACGAUUCCGACAAAGCCAAAGUUAUGGAACGGAACCCAGCCACGUUUGACGAGGCCAGGAGGUACAUCUUGGAACUUGAGACGGCUUGCAGUGGGGCUAGGGCCUUCAGUGCCCCCUUGCUGACCAAAUCUGUGAAUGCCGUGGACCAUAAUGUCAAUGCUGCUAAAUCUUCAUACAAGAUGAAUGGCAGUAAAUCUGGGCAGAAGUUUGGGAAAACAAACGUAACAGACUUGUGUCCACUGUGUGGGAGUUCCAAGAAACACGUCCGCGCUGAUUGCCCGGCUCUUAAGUCUUCCUGCCAAAAGCAGUGAGAGGAGUAAGGUUAAGGCCUUAUCCCAAAAUGGAAAAGUCGUCAGUGGAUUGCACCUUAUGGUGGCAUCUUCAUUAUCACAUACUCGUAAAAACCAGAUUGAAGUAUGCGUUUCUCCUCAAGAUUCAAUGAAGUCAAUAAGACUCUGGUUUUGCGCAGACACGGGGCAGAUGUCGUUAUAAUAGGGAUGAAUCAAUUCCGGGAUUCGAAUUUAUGUCAACUCAUCUCGCUGGAAAACAAAUUGCAUGAUAUGCACGUUUCUGGUGUGGAUGGGCGUUCUAUUGACAUAUUUGGUACUUUCCAGACUGACCUUUCUCUCGAUGAGUUUCACAAGACGUCUGACGUGACCGUUGUCGUGAGCCGCGAUCUUGACAAUGCCUACAUCAGCUUGCAAGUUUGCCAGGCACUUGGUAUCGUUGGCCCUGAUUUUCCCAAUCCAAAAGUAUCAGUGGUUUGUGAACGUGUGGACACGGACACUGUCGUCGCAAAUCCGGCCUGCCCUGUUUGGCCGUUGAAGGACAGAGAAGAUUGGACUUCUUUAUUGCCUGUUCAUCCUUGCGAUGAUGAUUUCAAGUCUGUAGAGACUAAACUGACCUCUAUUUACAGAGAGGCUUUUGAUGAAACCUGUCUCAAACCCAUGAAAGGCCCUGUGGUGGGAGACCCAAUGGUGAUCAUGCUUCAAGACGGGGCAGUUCCCUUUGCCAUCAACACCGCCCGAAGUAUUCCAGUCCCUCAACAAGAACCUGUUAGAGCAUUGUUGGCGGACAUAACUGGACAUAACUGGAUUUGGUCAAAGGUUAUUGGCAAAUACCUCUGGAAAAGAAAUCGCAGUCAUUAACAACGUUUAUCACACCCUUUGGAAAAUAUUGUUUUCUUUGA